AUGCCCGCGGUCCCCUACGUCCCCCAGGACGCUGAGAAGGUCGCCAACAUGGUGCGCGCGCUGGACGGCGCAAAGAAAUCCAGCAAGUCCAAGAGCGGCGGCUUCUCGUGCAAGAAGACCUCGUUCGACGUAAAGAGCUCCCAGGACGGCGUCGUCGUCGACUCCUGGAAGAUGCAGGAGUGGGAUUACAAGAAGAGGGACCUGCCCACGUACGCCCGAGGCCUCUUCACAACAAAGAACCGCAGCAACGAGCCCGAGAUCGUGGUGCGCGGCUACGACAAGUUCUUCAACGUCGGCGAGGUCCCCGAGACAAAGUGGGAGAACAUCCUUACCCGGACAAAGGGGCCCUACGAGCUCACCCUCAAGGAGAACGGCUGCAUCAUCUUCGUUUCUGGUCUCGAGGACGGGACCCUGCUGGUUUGCAGCAAGCACUCGACGGGAGAGAGGAGCGACGCAGACAUCAGCCACGCCAUGGCGGGAGAGCGCAUGAUUGAGAAGCAGCUGGCUGCGCUGGGAAAGACAAAGGAGGACUUGGCGAGGGAGCUGCGUGAUCGCAAUGCCACCGCGGUGGCUGAACUCUGCGACGACUCCUUUGAGGAGCAUAUCCUCGAGUACGGCCCGGACAAGGCCGGUCUGUACAUCCACGGUAUCAACCUCAACCUUCCCGAGUUCGUCACCUACCCCAGCGCCCUGGUCCAGAGCUUCGGCGAAGCCUGGGGCUUCAAGCAAGUGGGCCUGAUCGUCAUGGAGGACGUCAACGAGGUCAAGUCCUUCCUUGAGGGGGUGGCCGAGACGGGCGCCUACGGCGACCGCGACGUCGAGGGCUUCGUCAUUCGCUGCAAGGAGAGCCACAGCCCCGACUCGGUGCCCUACCGUGACUGGUUCUUCAAGUACAAGUUCGAGGAGCCCUAUCUCAUGUACCGCCAGUGGAGAGAGUGCACAAAGGCCAUGAUCACGGGGAAGCCGCCCCGCUACAAGAAGCACGUCAAAAUCACCGAGGAGUACCUUUUGUACGCCCGCCGACGCCUCCAGGCCGACAAGAACCUUGCCCAGCUCUACCAGCACAACCACGGCAUCAUCGCGCUGCGCAACGACUUCCUCGCCUUCAAGAACAUAAAGGGCUCCGACGCCGCCAACCUCGAGCUCUCGGAGCCGGCCAACAUCAACAACGACGUCUCCCGGGACGUUAUCCUGGUGCCCAUCGCCACCAUCGGCUGCGGCAAGACCACCAUCGCCGUCGCCCUGCAGCACCUGUUCAACUGGGGCCAUGUCCAAAACGAUAACAUCUCGGGCAAGGGCCGGCCGCCGCGCUUCACAAAGGCCGUCCUCGACCAGCUCAAGGACCACCCCGUCGUCAUCGCCGACCGCAACAACGCCCAGAAGCACGAGCGCAAGCAGAUUCUCACCGACGUCAAAGUGCAGCACCAGACAGCCCGCCUCGUCGCGCUCUACUUCGCCCACGACGACAACAACGUCGAGGAGGUCCGCCGCAUCACCCAGGAGCGCGUCAUCGCUCGUGGUGACAACCACCAGACGAUCCACGCCGCCACGGACGCGGAAAAGUUCCUCGGCGUCAUGGAAGGCUUCAUCAGCCGCUUCGAGCCACUCGCUGCCUUCUCCCCGCCUGACGAUGGCUUCGAUAACAUUAUCCACCUCGACCCCACCGCCGGCAGCCGUGAGAACCUCGAAAAGGUCAUCACGGAUCUGCACAAGAUGUACCCUAGCCUCGUUCCCGAGGUGCCGCCCGCCGAGCGCCUCGACGAGGCCGUCCAGUCGGCCUUUAUCGAGUACAAGCCCGAGUUCAAGCACAACAUCCCCGACCGCGGCCCGCGCAAGGACAAGCCGGCCCACAACCAGGGGUCCCAGCAGGGCGGCAAGCAGAAGAAAAAGAAGCCCCUCGAGUACAUGUCGGUCGAUGUCCCCGCCAACGAGAUCCGCGGUGUGCUCGAUGGCGCCUUCAACAAGGCCGGCAUGCCCACCGCGCGCUUCUACAAGCAGCUCUCCCAGACCCGCCGCGUCCAGCCAAAGUUCCACGUGACCCUGAUGCACCGCGCCAGCUCCAAGGACAACUCAGAGCUGUGGUCCAAGUAUGUGGCCAUCCACGCCGAGGCCGAGAAGGAAGCCGGCGGCAAUCAGGAGGCAGCCAGCGCCCGGCCCCUGGGCGAGUGCGCCGUCGAGCUGGAGAGAGUGGUCUUCGACGACCGCGUCAUGGCCAUUGUCGUGCGCCUCGUCGAUCCCUCGGAGCAGUGGAAGUGCACCAACAACGUCGCGCACAUCACCGUCGGUACCCGCGACGACUCGAUCAAGCCCAGGGAGAGCAACGACCUCCUGGCCCGCUGGCUCGCUAAGGGCACCGGCGCCGACACGGGCAUCGACGAGGUCGUCUUCGACACCAAGCCUGUCUUGCAGGGCACUGUCCGGGGUGUCCUCUCGCGGUAA
Colletotrichum spaethianum is the source of this 2439-nucleotide messenger RNA. Its product is annotated as tRNA modification GTPase MnmE. The transcript is spliced from 2 exons. The coding region runs from base 1 to 2439 and encodes 812 amino acids. The record is from RefSeq and is a predicted model, not a curated record. NCBI's taxonomy places the organism in Eukaryota, Fungi, Ascomycota, Sordariomycetes, Glomerellales, Glomerellaceae. Gene Ontology annotation, molecular function: ATP binding; RNA ligase (ATP) activity; GTP-dependent polyribonucleotide 5'-hydroxyl-kinase activity. Gene Ontology annotation, biological process: tRNA splicing, via endonucleolytic cleavage and ligation. Gene Ontology annotation, cellular component: nuclear inner membrane.